Colius striatus (speckled mousebird) is the source of this 663-nucleotide messenger RNA. RefSeq names its product dpy-30 histone methyltransferase complex regulatory subunit (gene DPY30). Gene Ontology annotation, cellular component: Set1C/COMPASS complex. NCBI's taxonomy places the organism in Eukaryota, Metazoa, Chordata, Aves, Coliiformes, Coliidae. The coding region runs from base 203 to 502 and encodes 99 amino acids. The transcript is spliced from 5 exons. The record is from RefSeq and is a predicted model, not a curated record.
CGCGACGGUUUCACUUACGUCAAAACAAUUUACGACGUUGCCCGCGGCUGUGGUUGCUGUGGAGAGGCUUUCGGUGUCCCGUCGCUGCGCCCGUUUGCCGCCCCGCCGAGCCCCGGUCCCACCAGCGGGUGAGAGCGGCGCAGGGAAAUCGCCUGUUUCUCAGGGGGUUACUGUACGUCCGGCAAAUUCUACUUUUCUAGUCAUGGAGGCAGAACAGAUUAUGGAGGGGCAGGCACAGGUUCCAGAAAAUCCCCAUUCUGAAUACGGUCUCACUGAAAAUGUAGAGAGGAUAGUAGAAAAUGAAAAAAUAAGUGCAGAGAAAACAUCAAAGCAGAAGGUGGAUCUUCAGUCGUUACCCACACGUGCCUACUUGGAUCAGACAGUUGUACCUAUCUUGCUACAGGGACUUGCUGUUCUUGCAAAAGAGAGACCACCAAAUCCUAUUGAAUUUCUAGCAGCAUAUCUUUUAAAAAACAAGUCACAAUUUGAGGACCGAAAUUAACUCCAUAAACAUGAGGACAGUUUGGCUGCUAGACUGAAAUGACCCUUUGCCGCAAUUUGUUUUCUGCUGUAAAAAUCCUUUGGAAUCACGAUGUUGUCUUUCUUAAUGGCACAGUUUGCUUUGCCUUUUGAGUUAUUUAAUAAAGACUACUUUACAUUUAA